AUAUAACCCGUUAUGUGUUCUGAUCCGGCCUCAUUACUCAGAGGUUUGCUGUACUUAGCACACUUUAUAUGUUUCUGAGGUGAUGACUACCCUUGAAGAGAUGCGAGCUGAGAUUAAUCGCUACACCCCUGGUAAUACCCGGCCGGAGGCAGAACAUGGAUAUCAGCGAGUUGCCCUCCAGCUGUUCGGUUUGAUGGGACAUGGAAAAUCCUCGCUCAUCAACUCCUGUUUGUGUGUGUUGGCCGAUGCGGAAUAUCGGAACGAGGCAGGCGCUGGGCAAUCCGAUGGCACCAUGACUACAUCGAGGACGGAACAUAAGCUGACAAAUGAAUUGGUCAUGAUCGAUAACAGAGGAUUCGCAAAGCUGGAUUCAGAUGAGAUCCUGGAGGCACGUGCCCAGCUCAGGUCCUUACGGGACAUUGGGAAAGUGAGCUGGGAAGAUAACCUGACUAAGACCCUGGAGCAGAUCCCGAAGAAGUACUCGCAGCGCCCUGCUGAUGUCAUUGUACCCAUCUACGUGUACAGUGCCACACAAGCCUGGAGCCAAUCUGAUGGAACAGAUAUACAAAAACUGACCAAAAGUGCCUUAACAAUAACAGGUAUUCACCCCAUUGUGGUGAUCACUAGAUGUUCUGAGGAUAAGAGAAAUGAAGUCUGGAAGAGGUUUGGAGAACUUGGUGUGAUGGAAAGACACUGCCUGGAGAACUAUACCGAAAACGACCACCAACGCUCAGAAGAAAAAGACAGAAAUAUUUUGGCGUUUCUCAAAAUCUGCAUUCGGGAGGCUGAGUGGGAACUUAGCAAGCGGCUGAACCAGGAUCGUCAGGCAAUGUUCGUUGAACAGGCUGUAGAUCAGGUUAAACAAGAGACAGAGGAAUACAAGAAUCUGAAAACACAGGACAAUAAAAACAAAUGCAACCCUUUCUGAGAGAGUAGCUUCCUUAUCUCAUUCACAGUUGUGAAUACUGAACAAAAAUAAUUAUUUCGAUAAUCUGCUAUUGCCUUGUCUCCCUCAACAAGACUCCCACUCUGGGUUACAUGUAAUACGGUCUGAGUUGCCAGAGGUGUGGGACUUCGGGCGAGAAAGCCAGUAUUUGAAGAAAUUAUGUUGUACCUGCUGAGGUUAGAAGAAACACAUAUAUAUUAUUUUCUAUUCUUAUUACUACUACUACUACUACUACUACUAUUAUUAUUAUUAUUAUUAUUAUUAUUAUUAUUAUUAUUAUUAUUAUUACUACUACUACUACUACAGGUUGAGACCCCCAUAUCCAAAAUUCCAAAUUACGGAAUAUUCUGAAAUAAAGAUUUUUUUUUCCCAGCAUGACUGAGAUAGUGGCACCGUUGCUUUCUGAUAGUGCAAUGUACACAAACUUUGCUUCAUGCACAAAAUUAUUAAAAAUAUUGUAUAAAAUAACCUUCAAGCAAUGUGUAUAAGAUAUAUAGGUAACAUAAAUGUGUUUUGUGUUUAGACUUGGCUCCCAUCCCCAAGAUACCUUAUUAUGGUAUGAAAUAUUCCAAACUAUAUUCAAAUGCUUCUGCUGCCCAGCAUUUUGGAUAUGGGAUACUCAACCUGUAUAUAAUGUAUAUGUAAUUGUCAAAUAUUCUAACACUUUGUUGCAGCACUAACAUAUGUCUGUUGUUGCCUUUAUAAAAUGUUCGUUUGUCCCAAUAAUUACAACAUAAAUAUAUUCUUUUUCCUGAAUAACAUGCUGAGGGCUGAUACAUUUGUGUGAAAGCCAGAGUUUUGUAACAUCAAAUCUUAUUAGAUUCAAAUUACAUAUUGUUCACCCCUAUUUUUGUCUUUAUUGAU
Messenger RNA from Pseudophryne corroboree (corroboree frog), 1810 nucleotides. RefSeq lists its product as uncharacterized. The record is from RefSeq and is a predicted model, not a curated record. Lineage: Eukaryota; Metazoa; Chordata; Amphibia; Anura; Myobatrachidae. The coding region runs from base 83 to 928 and encodes 281 amino acids. The transcript is spliced from 5 exons.